UCUUUACGCACCAUGCUCCCCGCGGUGGAGGCGGCCAAGAUCUACCACACCAACUACGUGCGUAACUCGCGGGCCAUGGGCGUGCUGUGGACGGUGUUCACCAUCACCUUCGCCGUCAUCACCGUGGUGAUUUUCAUCCAGCCGUACUGGAUCGGGGACAGCGUGAACACGCCGCAGGCCGGCUACUUCGGCCUCUUCCACUACUGCAUCGGGAACGCGCUCACCUCGGAGCUCAUUUGCAAAGGGAGCGCGCUGGACUUCGGCUCCAUCCCGUCCGGCGCCUUCAAGACGGCCAUGUUCUUCGUGGGCAUCUCCAUGCUGCUGGUGGUGGGCAGCAUCGUCUGCUUCAGCCUCUUCUUCUUCUGCAACGCGGGCAGCGUGUACAAGAUCUGCGCCUGGAUGCAGCUGGCCUCCAGUACAUGCAUGGUGAUUGGAUGCAUGAUCUAUCCUGAUGGCUGGGACUCGGAGGCGGUGAAGCGGAUGUGUGGCCAGCGGACCGACAAAUACACCUUGGGCAACUGCACGGUGCGCUGGGCGUACAUCCUGGCCAUCAUCAGCAUCAUGGACUCGCUCGUCCUCUCCUUCCUGGCCUUCAGCCUGGGCAACAGGCAGGACAACCUGCUGCCCGAGGACUUCCAGGUGGAGGGGAAAGGUACUGCCCGGGUGAAGGGAGGCUGGAGAUGCAGCGGGGUGGAGGAUACAGGGCGGAUGAGGAUUUUUAGACAAAGAUGCAAGAGGAAGGUAAUAACUGGACUCCAGGGAGUAAGCGAGUGGAAAGGUUUCAGGUUUCAGGUUUCAGAGAAGGUGGUGUGA
Molecule: messenger RNA, 813 nt
Organism: Limanda limanda (common dab)
Lineage: Eukaryota; Metazoa; Chordata; Actinopteri; Pleuronectiformes; Pleuronectidae
Gene: lhfpl5a
Product: LHFPL tetraspan subfamily member 5a
Exons: 2
Coding region: 13-813 (266 amino acids)
Biological process (GO): detection of mechanical stimulus involved in sensory perception; sensory perception of sound
Cellular component (GO): plasma membrane
Source: RefSeq, a predicted model, not a curated record